AAAUUGAUAUCUCGUAUGUCGUGACCGCGCGGCUAUGUCGCUCUAUCAGAAACGAUUACGCAAAUCACGCUGGAUUAAUAUUCAUAAGCUGGCCCCUCUUAUUUCGCAGAGAUAAACAAUUCAGAGCACGAAAACAAGAAAAGACGUAAAACAAUGAUGUCGCGAUCGCCGCCUGAUAACUCUUAUCAGUCGACGGUGACUUUUUCAUCAUGCGACCUCCAUCCCCGUGAGCCUCACAUUUCGUUCUCCAUUGGCUCGGCGAAUUUAGCUGAAAGAGGAUACAUCCUACAAUCCGAUCAUCCCAAAUCUCUCUAUAAGAGUUGGAAGGAUUCCAUGAGAAAUGAUUCAGACUAUUAUCAUUGCGCGAAGAAGCGGAAGGGUCGUCGAAUGAAGACGAUACCGAUUGACUUGUGCCAGCAUCAAAGUACAUCACGUUUUCAAAUAAAGUCACGUUUAAAUCACGUUUCAACAGCUGAUAAGCCUGACAUUCUUACGCACGAACAUGCCACGAUAUGCAGUCACCCGAUUGACCUCGAGAAUGUCGAAACGAAGAUAAACGGGGAUUAUCCGAUCUUGAAAUCCUUCCUGGCAGGCUCGUUCUCCGGAACAUUCUCCACGAUCCUCUUUCAACCGCUGGAUCUGGUGAAGACUAGGCUUCAAAGUAGAGUCAAUACCCCCGUCGAAUCGCCGAGAAAUGGAAUGUUGGGCACAGUGGCAAACAUCGUUCAAAAGGAGAAUGUCUUCGGACUCUGGAAGGGUAUGACGCCGUCGAUAACCAGGGUAAUUCCCGGCGUAGGUCUGUACUUCUCGUCACUGCAUUGGCUGAAGCAUGUUUUCAAUCUGGAAGAACCGCUAACGGCCUUGCAGGCGAUCUCCUUAGGCAUCACCGCGCGCUCCAUGUCCGGUGCUCUAUUGAUUCCUAUCACCGUCGUCAAGACGCGAUUCGAGAGCGGCGUUUAUAAAUAUAACGGUAUCAGCGAGGCUCUGAGGUUGAUCUAUAAGCAGGAAGGAGUGAGAGGUUUAUCCAGUGGUCUGGUGCCUACCCUACUACGAGAUGCACCUUACAGUGGUUUAUAUCUUAUGUUUUAUACCCAACUGAAAAGCGUGGCUGCCAGUACAGGAGCGACGGGUGAAUCGCCGAUGCCAGUUCACUUUGGCUGCGGAAUCCUCGCUGGAGUUUUAGCCUCCGUAGUUACGCAACCGCCGGACGUUGUCAAGACAAAGAUGCAAUUGUAUCCGAACGAAUUCAAUGGCAUUUACCAUGCGACGUUCCUUGUCUACAAAAAGUAUGGCGUCCUGGGAUACUUCAAAGGUAUCGUUCCCAGAAUGUUGAGGCGAACUCUGAUGACCACCAUGGCUUGGACCGUAUACGAACAGGUAACGAGACAAAUCGGCUUGAAGUGAACGCGUUAUUGUUGUAUGAAGCUGUUUUGUACCAGAAGAAGAUCGUGCCAUGUACAGUAUUAGUAUACACUGUUUAUAUCUGUUAUUAGUUGGCGCGAGACACAGUGUCUCUGCACCUCGCAUAUUUAUUUUUAAUAAAUGAUAUAUAUAUAUAUUUUUU
Molecule: messenger RNA, 1564 nt
Organism: Formica exsecta
Lineage: Eukaryota; Metazoa; Arthropoda; Insecta; Hymenoptera; Formicidae
Product: mitochondrial glycine transporter-like
Biological process (GO): glycine import into mitochondrion
Cellular component (GO): mitochondrion; mitochondrial inner membrane
Molecular function (GO): glycine transmembrane transporter activity
Source: RefSeq, a predicted model, not a curated record